Microtus oregoni (creeping vole) is the source of this 406-nucleotide messenger RNA. RefSeq names its product ASNSD1 upstream open reading frame protein-like. The transcript is spliced from 4 exons. The record is from RefSeq and is a predicted model, not a curated record. NCBI's taxonomy places the organism in Eukaryota, Metazoa, Chordata, Mammalia, Rodentia, Cricetidae. The coding region runs from base 50 to 349 and encodes 99 amino acids.
GGUCUUCCCCUUCCGGCCGCGGUUCCCCGGUGUGCCGCGCGGCGUGGAGAUGCCCGGCCGUGAGGUGCGCGCCGACGAUCGCGCCGCGCCGGUGUCCGCGCCCACGGCGAUUGCACACAGCGAGGCCCUGGACAGCAAGAUUAAAUUGCAAAACAUCAUUGUGGAUGAACUCUCUAACCUGAAGAAGAAUCGGAAAGUGUACAGGCAGCAACAGAACAGCAACAUAUUCUUUCUUGAAGAUCGAACAGACAUGCUUUCUGAAAGCAAAAAUAAAUUGGAUGAGCUAAGAAAAGAAUACCAAGCCUUAGAAAACUCGGAGACGACCAAAGUCAAGACUCAGUCGCCCUGACUUCACAGCCAUGUGCGGCAUCUGCUGUUGUGUAGGCUUCUCUGCUGAGCAUUUCAG